Messenger RNA from Strongyloides ratti, 426 nucleotides. RefSeq lists its product as hypothetical. NCBI's taxonomy places the organism in Eukaryota, Metazoa, Nematoda, Chromadorea, Rhabditida, Strongyloididae. The transcript has a single exon. Bases 1 to 426 code for a protein of 141 amino acids. The record is from RefSeq and is a predicted model, not a curated record.
AUGGAUAAUUAUUCAUCAAAAAAUCAUCAAAUACAACCUGACUUUCGUGAUUUUGAUAUUUUAUACAAACAACAAACUAACAUUAAAUCAUCCUCUAACAAAAAGAAAAGUUUUUUUGGAGUUCCGACUGUUGAAAGUACUUCUACAAUUGAUAAAGGAAUACCCCAACGAUCAAAUUCAUUAGAAUCAAAUGAUUCAAAUAUUUCUAGUGCUGUAGAUGAUAAUACAAGAAGACCAUCAAUUACUCAAAUGUUUACUGGAUUUUUUAAAUCAAGUGUAGACAGUGAUUUGGAUAGAAAAAUUUCUUUGGAUGAUUAUAUGAAUACAAGAAGAAAAGAAAGCAUCAAUGGAGAUGGAUUUUCAAGACAAGAUUAUAUGACAAAGAAUUUAGUUGACAGUUUAAAAAUUGGAAAGCCUAAAUUUUAG